Molecule: messenger RNA, 600 nt
Organism: Emys orbicularis (European pond turtle)
Lineage: Eukaryota; Metazoa; Chordata; Testudines; Emydidae
Gene: MORN5
Product: MORN repeat containing 5
Exons: 6
Coding region: 1-600 (199 amino acids)
Source: RefSeq, a predicted model, not a curated record
AUGGAGGUCACGGGCAGCACCUACCUCGGGGACUAUGUGCAUGGCAGGAUUGAAGGGAAAGGCCGCUACACUCUCCCAACUGAAACCAAAUAUAAUGGCACAAUGAAAGAUGGAAUGUUUCAUGGCAAAGGAACCUUGUAUUUUCCUAAUAGAAGCAAAUAUGAAGGAAUCUGGGACUGCGGAAUAUCGAAAGAGGGGAAAUACACCUUUGCAGAUGGUCUUGAAUUCAAAGAUAAAAAAUGGCAUUAUUGUGAUGGCUAUGACAGAAGAUUUUAUACAGAAAUCUGUUCCGGCCUAAAACCAGCAGGUAUCUCUCAGCUUACAAAUUUAGAUCCUCCCAGAACGAUUCCACAAGGCUGUUAUGACUGUGGUGAUGGAUUCUAUAAUACUAAUACCAGAGUUGUCAUUGACUACAAACUCAGGUUUUUGAGGAACGCAGGGCUGGCAAACUUACUUCUCCUGAAAAGCAAGCGAAGACAGGUGAAGAAAAAGUUGUGCUCAGCUCUGUACAUACAUAUCGACGAUGAUGAACAUGAAUGGAUCAUUCGCACCUGUCGGAAAGGCUGGGAUGAAAUAACUGGAUUUAAACCUAAACAGUGA